CUUCUUGAUCUCUCAAAGCUUUCACUCUUUUUUUUAAUAAUAUUCUUCUUAAAGUUCACACCUUUCUCAAAAAACCUCUGUUUUCUCUUCUCCCCUCUAUAAAAAUAAAAACUCUGUUUUCUCCUCUAAAGAAACAAAAAAAAAGAAAAAAAUGAAAGAGUAUUGGACAUCACUAGCUUCACUUCUCGGAGUCUUGGCUUUCUGUCAGAGCCUAAUGCAAUCAAUAAUCCCACCGGAGCUCCGUUUCGCCUUCCUCAAACUCUUCAACCGAACCUUCCACCUCUUCUCCCCCCACUGCUACUUCGACAUAACCGAGCUCGACGGCGUCAACACCAACGAGCUCUACAACGCCGUCCAGCUCUACCUCAGCUCCUCCGUCUCCAUCGCCGCCGGCAACCGUCUAACCCUCACCCGCGCCGUCAACUCCUCCUCCGUCACCUUCGGCCUCUCCAACAACGACUCCAUCGUCGACACUUUCAACGACGUCACCGUCCUAUGGGAACACGUCGUCACUCAGAGACAGACUCAGACGUUCGCAUGGAGACCGUUGCCCGAAGAGAAACGAGGGUUCACUCUCCGCAUCAAGAAGAGAGACAAAGUCUUGAUCUUAAACUCUUAUCUCGAUUACAUCGUGGAGAAAGCUGACGAGAUCCGUCGGAAGAACCAGGACAGGUUGCUUUACACGAACGCUCGAGGCGGGUCUCUGGACUCGAGAGGGCAUCCGUGGGAGUCUGUUCCUUUCAAGCAUCCGAGCACGUUCGAGACUCUCGCGAUGGAUCCGAGGAAGAAGGAACGGAUCAUGGAUGAUCUUAAGGACUUCGUGGAAGGUCAGAUGUUUUAUCAGAAAACGGGUAGGGCUUGGAAGAGAGGUUACUUGCUUUACGGGCCACCUGGUACUGGUAAGUCUAGUAUGAUCGCAGCCAUGGCGAAUUAUCUAGGGUAUGAUAUUUACGAUCUUGAACUCACUGAGGUGCAUAGCAACUCGGAGUUGAGGAAACUGCUUAUGAAAACGAGUUCUAAGUCGAUCAUUGUGAUCGAAGACAUCGACUGUUCGAUCAACUUGACUAACCGAGCCACUCCUAAGCAUAGGGGCGGCCAAGAAACAAGAAGCGGGUCGGGUUUGGGUGAAGAGUCUGGUAAUGGGAACACGAUAACGUUGUCGGGUUUGUUGAACUUUACGGACGGGCUUUGGUCUUGUUGUGGAAGUGAGAGGAUCUUUGUCUUUACGACGAAUCAUAUAGAGAAGCUUGAUCCUGCGUUGCUUAGAAGUGGGAGAAUGGACAUGCAUGUGUGCAUGAGUUACUGUGAUUUCUCGUCGUUGAAGAUUUUGUUGAAGAACUAUUUAGGGUACGAGGAGGAAGAUGUGGACGAGGACGUUUUGAAGGAGAUGGAGAGAGUUGUGGAGAAGGCGGAGAUGACGCCUGCGGAUGUAAGCGAGUCUUUGAUCAAGAAUAGGAGGGAUAAGGAGAAGGCGGUUAGGGAGUUGUUGGUGGAGUUGAAAAGUAGAGGGGAGAUGAAUGUGAAAGGUGGAAAAUUGAGGGGUCAAAGUGGAAAUUUGAGGGAGUUGGAAAUUGUGGAGGAGGAAGAGAAGAGGGCUAUAGAUAAUGUUGAAGAUGAAACUGAGCUAGAGGACAAUGUUUGUAAAGACUAGAGAGGAUUCAAAAUAAAACAAUGUAGAACAAAAUGGUGAAAACUUGUUAUCUUUCUUCUUUUUCUUUGUUUGGUGGGUUUUCUUUUUUUUGAUUUUGGUUGUUGAAGUGGUAGAUGAAAACGUGAAAGUGACAUAGCAAGAACAUGUAGAGUUGUGAAAGUUCUAACUAAAAGAAAGUGAUUGAAAAUCUCACAAA
Molecule: messenger RNA, 1847 nt
Organism: Raphanus sativus (radish)
Lineage: Eukaryota; Viridiplantae; Streptophyta; Magnoliopsida; Brassicales; Brassicaceae
Product: AAA-ATPase At5g57480-like
Exons: 2
Coding region: 152-1651 (499 amino acids)
Molecular function (GO): ATP hydrolysis activity; ATP binding
Source: RefSeq, a predicted model, not a curated record